This is a messenger RNA of Penaeus monodon (black tiger shrimp), 3659 nucleotides long. RefSeq lists its product as uncharacterized. Gene Ontology annotation, molecular function: phosphatidylinositol phosphate binding; guanyl-nucleotide exchange factor activity. Gene Ontology annotation, biological process: endocytic recycling; endocytosis. The record is from RefSeq and is a predicted model, not a curated record. NCBI's taxonomy places the organism in Eukaryota, Metazoa, Arthropoda, Malacostraca, Decapoda, Penaeidae. Gene Ontology annotation, cellular component: cytosol; intracellular membrane-bounded organelle.
CACUACAGCCAACCGAGUUGAUGGUGCUGCUUCUUCUGUCUUGGAUACAAAUAGGCGGGGACACUCACAGCUGUCACCACGUUCUCCCUCUCGCCCUUCUAAAGAUGUCUCCAGCGUCUCUGCUGUAUGUAAAGGCUACUGUACUACCCCCAGAAGCAGUAGCAAGUCAGGCACGCGCAGGCAGUUCUGUGAUUCCUCUGCCAAUGAUUGUCCUCCUGCCUUUGCCUGUAGAACCAGCAACACAAAGUUUACUUCUGAUUCCUCUGGCACUUGUCUUGCAUCUUCUGUUCUGUCCUCCACCGCUAGGACGUGUGUACCCCCUGGGCAUGCAUCACCUUCCUCGAGGUUGCCUCAGGGGUUGCAGAGCACUGAAGUUUUGGAACCCCCGAGCUCUAAUUCCUCCUCUUCCUCUUGUAGCAUUGGAUUUCCUAGAUAUGGUGCAAGUCAAGCUUUCUCUGCCUCUCUUUCUAAGUAUUCCUCUAAGGGUGGGACACCUGGGUAUUUUUAUUCCAAGCUUACCAAAUCUGUAGAUAACAAAUCUCUCGUAGCUGAAUUUGAGGCCAUUGAAAAUUCAGACGACAGCAUCCUGUGCUCCUCUGUUAAUAUUCCCCAAGUAACUUAUUCCUCCCCGUCUCAACCGGGCUAUGCGGGGAACGUUCUCUUUUUCUCCUCUGCCUCUCACCCCACGGACAUUAUGACCAUGAGCCUUCCUGCCGUGCUAACCAGUCUUUCUCCACCGCUAAAUGAAUCUGCUAUCCAGGGAGGGAGCGUGUCUCCCAUCCCUCGGAGCUCCCAAUCCCCGGCAUCCUCCCACCCGUCCCCCAGCCCCCUUUCCCAACCCGAACCCAGCCGUCAGUCCAAGUCCCCUGACCCGUUCCAGCGUUCCUUCAGCCCCCUGCCCCCUCCUCCCCCAUCCCUAGGCCGUCGAACAAGGAGCCCUAGCCCCCACCUUGGCUUUGAUCAGGGGUCUGGUGAGGAGGAUGGCCAAGACCUCAUCUUUCUGGAGUCCCCACAGGAUGAGAUUUUCGACCCACUCUUCUCCAAAGACAUCCCCCAAAGGCCCCUGCAGAGCAUCCGACCCAGCCAGCCGCCCCCUCCUGUGCCCGGUGUUGCUAGAUCUACCUCAAGCCUUCCAGGAGUGGCAGUACAAGGUGAAGGUGGAGUUGGGGUUGGCAGUGUCAGUAUGUCUCAUCUUCCUGCACAUCCAUCUCUUGCCCGUUCCUCAGCUAUCAACACAACAGGAUUGCCCAAUGCCACUCCUAAACGCCCUUCAGAAUACCGCCCUCUUGCUUCUUAUCAGGGGUUGGGGCCAGAGUACCGUCCAUUCUCUUCCCUUCAGACUAGUUUGGGUACACCAAUUGGCUGUCAGAACCCUAUGUACAAUCAGCACAAACCACCAAGCGCAAACUCACUCCCAAGUUCCACAAGGGGAGGCAGUGCUGCAGCAGCAUUUGCAUCCAGCAUGUUGUCAGGGAGUACAGACAACCAACCAAUGACAGCUGCUGCGACCAGACCAGGCCAGUAUGUGCAGUUUGAACCCCCUCUGGCUCAACCUAACAAGGCUGCAGUCUCUUCCACCCAGCCCCAGAGACCUCCAAGACUGUCACAGCGGGACUUAUUGGGGGAUUUUUCUAAGGACUUCCAAAAACUUAGUGUAAAUAGUCAGUCCAAAGCUGUGACUCUUGGGAACAAUAAUAAUACAGUAGUGAAUAACAACAAAGUAACAGACUCUAGAGGGGAGAGCAAAAAUGACACUAAUGGGCCUAGUGAAAGUAAAUGGGCAACAUUUGAUUGAUUAAACAAAAAUAUGAAAGAAAGUAAAUAAAUGAAUUCAGUCUUUACAGCAAGUUAACAUUGAAAUAUGUUCAGUGUAAACAAGUAAAGUAUCAUCCCAUUCACUUGUGGUUGUGAUAUCAGGUUUGAGGAAAAGAUAGAAGACAAAGAAGCAGUUGAGUAAAUUGCUUCACCAACUACAAUCAUAUUUUAGCACAAUUUGUUUAAAUUUGUUUGGUAUUUUAAGAAGAGAAUCUAAUAGAAGGAACGCAUGUUUAUUAUAUAGAGGAAGACAUACUUUAAGGAAAUGCAAGUUCUUCAUAUCAUUGUAAGUUUGUUAUUCUCAUUAGGUUUACUAAUCAUGAACUUUAAUUUAAAUAAAGCCAAAGAAUAAGAAAAAAAAAAAACAGUAAGUGGAAUAACUGGAAGUAUUUAUAGUUUGGGAUUUGAGUAACGCAAGCAAAUGCAGGUAUGCGAGACCAUCUUGAUAUCUCCAUAAGAAUGUUUAUUCUCACUAGGUUUACUAUUAAGCCAAAGAGUUAGAAAAAUUGUUUGGGAUUUGUCAGCAGUCAGUAUGAUUUUACAUGCAGUGAAACCAUAUUUGAAUGCCAACCGACAUUGAAUAUAUUUGAAGUGCAGGCAGUUGUUAAUGGAAAAUAUUGCUUUGAAUGAAAGAAAAGUUCUUGUGUAUUGUCAGCAUUAAACGCCUUUUAUAAAAGUAUGAAAAUCCCCAAAUAGCCACGUAAACCUUCCUUUCUUGCUUGAAAUAAAUUCAAUUAUUCAUUAUAAUUUUUGUUGCAUAUUUGAAGUUUUACAGCUGGGGUAGUUAUAUAAAAUUUAUAUUCAUAAUCUAUAUAAAUGUUAUAGAACUGUGCACUACUGAUGGACCUACUGCCAAAUAUCUCUGUAGUUUAAAAUCGCUAGACACAAAAUACCCCAAUAUGUGGGAUCAUGGUGCUUAUCCACGCACAAUUUUAGUUGGGACAGAAAGACAACUCUGUCAGGAUCUUAUAGGUGUUCAUAAUUAUUGUAAAGACCUUUUUAUAAAACCAAAAAAACAAAAAAUUUUAAAAAGUAUACUAUGUACUUGUUAAAUAGGUCACGAAUGUACAGGAAAUUUUAAUGUGUGAAUGGCAAGCAAGCAUGUAGUCUCCUGCAGAAACUCCCCAAGACAUAUUGUAGUACAGAACAAAGCCCACCUUAUCCACUAUCUGUAGGAAGAUUAUUAUUAUUUCCCCCCCCCUCUCUUUUUGUCUGUUCCUGUUCUAUUCAUAAAAUAGACUGUUUUAGUCUUGCUAAACUCAUUACAGCAUAUUAGCCAUGUAGCAUAAAAACGCAAAGAUAAAAGAUCCCAAACAGCCUAUUUGUAGUGUCAAGAAAGCAUCCUUUGUCUGUGUAGUGAAGAAGAUAAAAUUCUUAAAUACUUUGCCAAUCACUUGUUAUUAUUGAAUUAUAUAUUUAAAAGAUAUAAAACCCUAAUUAGGAAUAUGAAAUGUUUAAAAAUAUAUUUGUUACCAUCUGUUGCCUCCUGAAAUGCCAUUGUAAAUAUACCAGGCUUCUGUAGGAAUAAAAGUAGUAGACAAAAGAAAUAAAAAUAUAUACACCCAUGUGCAACUGCAGAAUGUUCGUAAGACUGUAACCCAGUGCUGCAUCAGGAAUUCUCAGUCUGCAUAAAUUAGAUGAAGACCAUUUUGCAGUUGGCAUGGGCUGGAAUUUCCACUCAUUUUAGGGCUUCAUUGUAAUUUUUCAUUCCAUUCCCAUUGGUCAUGUCUACACAAAUAUUCAUGGUGUCAGUGUUUCCAUGGUCAAGCUGAUAUGCACCAUCUCUCUAUUACUAGUGUCUCAUUGUUAUUUUCCUAUGAUAAAUAUAUUUAUCAAUAAAUCCA